This is a messenger RNA of Coccidioides immitis RS, 561 nucleotides long. RefSeq lists its product as uncharacterized. The transcript has 2 exons. The record is from RefSeq and is a predicted model, not a curated record. Bases 1 to 561 code for a protein of 186 amino acids. Lineage: Eukaryota; Fungi; Ascomycota; Eurotiomycetes; Onygenales; Onygenaceae.
AUGUCAGGGUCCCCUCUGCCAUCGAGAGAGAGGUUGCCGUCCCCAGUCCGUCGACGCGCCUCGAAUGCCAACCUUUUGGGUGCCCCGGUCAACAGAGACGAUUCAGCAGGCUCAAGAGGUUCAAGACGCAGAACCAGUCAGCUCCUUGGGGAAAUAUUCUCUGCCGCGGAGCUCGAAGCUCCAGGUCUCCUUGACUCGCCCCGCGACGAUUUGCCAUAUGAUCGUUUGAAGCUUGAAGGUCUUGUUAACUACCACGUCGGCCAGCUUGAACGGCUUAAGCGAGAAAUCCAGGGUCAUAACGAGACCAUUGGGCAACUGGCAUGCACCCUCCGCAGUAUGCGCCACAAAGACCACCUCGUCCACGCUGCUGGAUGCUUGAACGCCCGCAUUCAGGGGGUGAAAAACACGAGAAACCGCCUUGCAAAGUUCGUCAUGUUCCAUUUGCAAGAGAUGGAGCGAAUUGAGGAAUUCGGGCGGCCUUUGGGGUUCAGACCCGGGAGAUUUAGGGAGCUCCCCACAUUUGGAGGGUGGAAUCGUUUGUUUGCAGACGAUUACCACUAA